Molecule: messenger RNA, 291 nt
Organism: Monoraphidium neglectum
Lineage: Eukaryota; Viridiplantae; Chlorophyta; Chlorophyceae; Sphaeropleales; Selenastraceae
Product: argininosuccinate synthase
Exons: 3
Coding region: 1-291 (96 amino acids)
Biological process (GO): urea cycle; L-arginine biosynthetic process
Cellular component (GO): cytoplasm
Molecular function (GO): ATP binding; argininosuccinate synthase activity
Source: RefSeq, a predicted model, not a curated record
AUGCCCAAGUAUGCUGAGCUGGUGUACAACGGCUUCUGGUUCAGCCCGGAGAGGCUGGCGCUGCAGGAGCUGGUUGACAAGACGCAGGAGUUCGUCACCGGCACGGUGCGCGCCAAGCUGUACAAGGGCAACGUGACUGUUGUGGGCCGCAAGAGCCCCUACAGUCUCUACGACCCCGUCAUCGCCUCCUUCGAGGACGACCAGGGCCUGUACAACCAGGCUGACGCCGGCGGCUUCAUCAAGCUGCAGGCCCUGCGCCUCCGCACGCUGGGCGUCGCCCGCAACAAGUAG